CGUCAAAGGCAAUCGGCUCUAUUAACCACUCUCAUCAAAGGCAGCCUUUACGGUUUUGUUGCCGUUCGGAAUAGGGACUGGAUUUCAGGUUGACGACAAUGAGUGGGACAAUGCCGCCACAUUUCUCGCUCAAAGGCCCUCAAGACGCGACUUUCGUGUCCCAAAAGCACGCGUAUCAAGGUCCGACACGUAACGUUCGACUCCCUAAGGUUUGUUCGAAUGGAGGAGGUGCGAUAGCAAAGGCACCCGAGGGUCAAAAAUGUGUCGUGGCAGGGAAAGAAUCUUUGAGAAUCAUUCGUAUAUUCGACUCGCCACAACAAGAAGACAGCUCUGCAGCGAUCUACAGAGUGACUGGAAGGGGUGGUUAUAGAGUUGAAGCUUCCAAGAAUCUCUGGGAGGGAAGUGGGUUGAAGGUCGAUAGCGCGUUUACGGAUACAGCUUGGUGCCAUGGUCCAUACAGUAACAAGAUCCUCACGAGUGCGCGCAAUGGGGAGCUUAUAAUGUGGGAUCUGAAUAAGACUGGCUCUACAAAAUACGAACGCCGAGCGAAAGACCACUUACGCUCCAUCAAUACCGUCCAGGUGUCAUUACUUGUUCCCAACUAUUGCCUUACGGGUUCUUCAGAUGGUGACCUUCGCGUAUGGGACAUACGCGACCUUCGAAAAUCCAUUAUUCGCAUUCAUCAUCCGACUGGUGUUCGAGGGGUGGUUUUCUCGCCCGUCGUCUUUCAACCAUUACAAGCAGUUGUUGGACUCGAUAAUGGAAACAUUUUUAGAUGGGAUUUGAAGAUUGGUCAACGUGGCAGACUUGAUCGCAUCCCAGUUGCCCAUACCGGAUCCGUCACUACUCUCGAUUGGUGUAGUAACUCGGGAAAUACUUCAGAAAGCACUGGAAACGGUCAUGGAUGGAUUGUAAGUGGGGGUUUAGACCGCUGUGUCAAGGUUUGGGACCUCACACGACCAGGUCCACCUCACGGACAUAUACCCCAUAAGCCUACGUACACACUACACACAUCAUUCCCUGUGAGACACGUUCGUUGGCGCCCUUCCUUUGAUUGCGAGAUUGCGAUUGUCUCCAAUGGCGAUUUUGGGUCAGGGAGUAAUGCUGAUAUGAGCACUCCCACAAUACCUAUGACAGCACUUGGAACUAAUCUCCAUCCCCCUCCAUCCACGACAUCGAGAAUGAGCCCCAAUGUAGGGCUAGGAUUGGAUCUAGAUUCUACACCCGUUCCUCGUCCGAAAAGUUAUUCAGCUGUAGUCGCGAGCGGAACUGUCACGUCUCCCGCAACCCCUAGAAUCACCAUGUCCGGAAGUAAUUCGGGAGCAGGAGACACAGCGGAGAUAUGGGAUGUUCGACGUGGUUGGAUUGCUAAAUGGCAGAUUACUGGAAGUGCUGCGGAAGGUGGAUUGAGCGAUCUAUGUUUUGGAGGAGAUGCACAUGUAGCUUGGGGACAGCAUUUCUCUGGCAUGUUCUCUCAAAUUGACCUUCGAGAUGUAACGAAACCCAUCGAUGCCAUUGGAAGGGUUGCUGUCGACUGGGAAGCAGGAGGCGGAUUGACUUUUGUUGCGGACCGUAAAGAAACGGAUGAAGUGCCUUAUGACGAUAUGAUGCCUGAUGGCCGCAGUGCUUUUGAGGGCAGCAAAACGGUUCACAAAUCAUUGGGCGAUUCUCCUUUUAUACCGGUCUCUCAGAACGUCGGGUCCUUCCAAACUGCAGAGCUGAUGAAUGACACUGCAGUCUUCACCAAGUUGGCCGAGGAAUAUGUUCUCGAGGGCGAAGAUCGGAGGGAUAUAUGUGCAGUUAAUGCUCAGGCGGCUAUUGACGCCGGUCAAUAUCGAACGGCACAAGUUUGGUUACUGGUCGAAGCGUCUCUCGCGAAUCUCAUCACGGAAGGAUCUCAAUCUCAAUCUCGCCUCCAGAGUGCGGUGCAACCGCCCAUAUCCAUGAGUCAAUCAUAUUCGGUCUCAGCUGCUAUAUCUAGCAUGACUGCACUUGACAAAACAAACCCAGGACGACUGUCUGAUCACAGCUCCGAACGGGUGAAUUCUCCCAAUUCCUAUCAACAACUCUCGGGUGGUCGUAAAACGUUUUAUACGCCUUCAUCUUCGACCAAUACAUCUCCCCGUCAGAAUUUAAGUGGACUACCACCUACUCCAAUCACGCAUCGUUUCUCUCAAUUCGGGAGAAGAAAUUCCAUUGACCCGGCAACGUUUGCGCUGACUCCACCACCGUUGAAUCGUCGACCUUCUGCCCACAGACGCCCCUCAAACUCUACUCAUAGUGCCAGUCCAAGUACAUCUAGUCUCAGACACGUCGGUGAAGGUGCUUUGGAUGAUUCGGAUUCUUCGUCAUCUGGUGAGGAAGAGGAUGAAGAUGGUUUUGAAGAUGAUUCAGUCGGGAGAGAUCCUGGUCAUGAAGAAGAGGAGCCUACUGCCUUGCGGCCCUUGGUAUCACCUGCUUUGGGACCUUUGCGAGUAUCCCAUCCAAGCCCUUUAUCGAGGGUAGCCAGUCGACGUUGGACAGAUGGGGAAAACGAAACCGAUGGGAAAGAGGAAGAGGAUGAGGCUUCGCCAUCUCCCCGCUCUACAGAUAGUGAAGGGGAUGGAAAAAAUAUCUGGAGUUCCUCGACCUCGAAACGGAAGCGGCCGGCGUCGAAUCGUCGGUCUUCUGGAGUGAAGCUAAAGACCAGAGGUCGCAGUUCAACGUUGGCAUCCCUUCAGACGAUGUCAUCUCGACAAUCUUCCACAAAAUCCAGUCUUCUGAGACAUGAUUCUUUGGCAAGCAUUAAGACAGUCACGGCGUCUGCUGCGGAUGUCUCUGUCAAAGACUUUGAAGACCAGCCUCCUUCCAAAAUCAGAUCUGAUGAGGCGUCUAAAGACCUGCGGCAUACAAAACACAGUCGAGAUAAAUCACUUGCGAUAUCCGAGCUUGUCUUGGCGGACGAUGGGGAUCAUGCUAGCGUGCGAGAACCUGCAUUAUCUUGUCGGAAUCAAGAAUUGAUCACUGCGGACGAGGAGAGGUAUCGAGAUAUAGUCUGGGUCGCUUUGCGAGAAUCUGUUGACCUCUUUGCUGAUGAGGGUGAUGUUCAACUCUGUGCGAUGUUGGCUAUUCUAGUUCCAGACGAACUGGGUAUGCGACAACGGCGCAGGCUAGCGUUCAUCGAAAGUUAUAUCGAUCGUCUCAGUCGAUUGAGAUUGCAUGUGUGCGCUGCAUACGUUAGGAAGUAUUCUAACAUCGAUGAUGUACGCUCAUUAACAUUGUUAGAGACCACGAUUUAUACCGCCUGUGGACGGUGUCGCAAACCUUUCAUCAUCUCUCCCAGUCAGGCUGCCAGAUCGGGCUAUACCUAUUGUCCAAGAUGUCGCAGGACGACUAGCAUUUGUAGUAUAUGCCGAUUGCCCGUUCAUGGAAUCCUCUUUCAAUGUUCUGUGUGCGCCCAUGGAGGCCAUCAAGUAUGCUACCAGCGGUUCUAUGCUCAGCGAGCAAUGGUACACGUUCCUCAUUCGAUCGUACUUCACGAACCAAGUCCUAGUAAUACGUCUUCCGAAAACGAAACUAUUGCUAGCACGAGGACGUCGCUACGGUCGACUUUUUCGUCCAGAGCGAGCAUUGAUACAACGGCUAGCACGACGAGCACUUCCACCACUACCACGGAGGAAGACGGUGUAUCCACCUGUAGUACUCUUGACGCUUCAAGUGAAGGGGGUACACAUAUGACCACCACAGCGCCUCACUUAGUAGGCCGUCCAUGUGCAGCUGGAUGUGGCCACUAUUGUUGGGUUGCCAAAGUAACUGGAACAUCAGACAUUUAA
Messenger RNA from Marasmius oreades (fairy-ring Marasmius), 3812 nucleotides. RefSeq lists its product as uncharacterized. The transcript is spliced from 13 exons. The coding region runs from base 99 to 3812 and encodes 1237 amino acids. Lineage: Eukaryota; Fungi; Basidiomycota; Agaricomycetes; Agaricales; Marasmiaceae. Gene Ontology annotation, biological process: positive regulation of TOR signaling. Gene Ontology annotation, molecular function: protein binding. The record is from RefSeq and is a predicted model, not a curated record.